Messenger RNA from Cornus florida, 2541 nucleotides. RefSeq lists its product as uncharacterized. The transcript is spliced from 9 exons. Lineage: Eukaryota; Viridiplantae; Streptophyta; Magnoliopsida; Cornales; Cornaceae. Bases 1 to 2541 code for a protein of 846 amino acids. The record is from RefSeq and is a predicted model, not a curated record.
AUGAGGAUUUAUGAUAUCCCCGUUCACUACAGGAAGGCUCAAGUGGUGUCUAUGAUUUACUCCUCCGUUGCCAAACCGAUCUAUAUGGUUGGAUCUGAAUCAAAUAUAGACAAAGGAAGGUAUUUAUGUGUUAUGGUUGAGGUAGAUGUGAAGGAAGCAUUGCCGGACUCAAUAGUAGUGGACAUUCAUGGGGUUGACUGUGAGCGUGAAUUUGAAUAUGAAUGGAAACCUCAGGUCUGUACUCUAUGUCAACGAGUGGAUCAUGUUCAAGAAAAGUGUCCACAAAAGGUGGUACAAGUGAAGCCUAAGAAAAUGGUUGGAAAAUGGAUGGUAAAGCAUCAAGGUAAAAUGGUCAGUCGAGAUGAAGAUGAUGUGCUCGUAGAAAAGUCUCAAAAGAAUCCUUUGAUUCAUAAAGUUGCAGAGGAAACAAUCACAACGUCAAAUACAUUUCAAUUAUUGCAGAAUACAAACCAAGACGAAGAUGUAAUGGAGGGUUUACAGUCUAAGAAUAGGGCUUUGGAGGCAAAUACAAUUCUUAUACAAGAAGUUUUGAUGGGGGUUUUGCAGUUAGAACAUAAGGCUGAGAAAGAAGAAGUUGUUAUAGGGGCUGGCAAGACUGAUUCGGUUACAAGUGCAGCAGGGGUAAAAUGUGGUAAUCCAAGUGAUGCUACUGAUUCAGGGAAAGUUACUAAUGCUAAGUCAGUUGAGAGUGUUGGCCCUAAGACGAACAUUGCCAUUGAUGUUCUAUUGGUUGUGUUGAAGAGGGCCAGCAGGAUAGAAAUAUGUCUUCUAAUAAUGCUCCAACAGAUGACCAAGGUGGAGGGAAAUCUUGACAACAUGCAUUAUAUAGGGUCUGGUGUUGGUUUUUAUGUUACUGCUAUAUACGCUGCAAAUAGAGCUACUGCUAGAAGGGACCUAUGGCAAUCCCUGAAAGUACAAGCUACUAAAGUUCAAGGGCCUUGGAUUGCUUUGGGGGAUUGGAACAUGGUUAGAUAUAAUCAUGAGAAAAAAGGUAGACUGAGAAUUCCUCAAAGUAGACUUGAUGAAUUUAAUAGUGUUAUUUAUGAUAUCAAGAUGGAUGAUAUUCCUAUCAACAAUGGCGAUUGGUCCUGGUCUUCAUUGUCUGAUCACUAUGGUCUAGCUACUCAAUGGCAUUUUGAUUGUUCUGAAGGUCCUAAACCAUUCAAAUUCCUUAAGAUUUGCUGUGUUCAAGGGGAAGUUGAUAAUGUGGUUGCCAAAGCUUGGGAGCUUUCAGUGAAAGAUGCUGCUAAAGAAUGGAAUAAGACAAGAGGUUUAAUUUCUGAGCAACUCCAAGUUGCUAGGGAGGAUCUACAGAAAAUUCAAUUGGAAAUGCUACAAGGUAUAAUGAAUGAAGAUUGUAUUUCUAGAGAAAGGGAAGCUACUGGAAAACUGCAACAUGUUUUGGAUAUUGAAGAAAUUUUCUGGGCUAAAAAAUCUAGAAGUAAAUGGCUGAAAGAGGGGGAUAAAUGUACAAAAAUUUUUCAUAAUUUGGUCAAGCAAAGGAGAGGCUUCAAUGUUAUUACCAAGUUACAAAAUUUAACUGGAGAACAGUUUGAAGACCCCAAGACAAAGCACCUGGUCCUGAUAGUUUCCCUGCCAGGUUUUUUCAGAAAUAUUAGGGGAUUGUUGGACAAGAUAUUAAGUAUUGUGCUACUUGUUUUGAUUGGUCCUGAGCAAUCAGCUUUUAUUAAGAAUAGAAGGCUGCAUGACAACAUUCUUCUAGUAUCUGAUUUGGUUAAGGAUUUUGGCAAGAAACAUGGUGUUCCCUUUAUUGAAUUGAAGGUGGAUUUGAAAAAAGCUUACGAUUCAGUGGAUUGGAAAUAUAUUCUAUGGAGAAUGAAGGUUCAUAGCUUCAGUGAUAGGUGGAUUGGUUGGAUUUCGCAGUGCAUUACUAUAGCUAAGUUCUCUAUUUUGUGCAAUGGUGUUCCUGCUGGGUAUUUUGGGGUCACUAGAGGGAUCAGACAAAGUUGUCCCUUAUCUCUAUUCUUAUUUUCAUUUGUUACAGAGUAUUUUAGUACCUUAAUGAUGAAUGGGAUUCAGUCAGGUCGAAUUCAUUUGUGUAGAGCAGUGUCUACUUCUGGUAUGUGUAUUUCUCAUGUUUUUUAUGAUGAUGAUCUACUUGUGGUGGUUAAGGCUGAUGUUUCAACUGCAAAAAGUGUGGAUGUUGUCUUCAAACAAUUUCAGGAUGCUUUUGGUCUUCAAGUUAAUAAAGAAAAGAGCUCCAUUAUAUUUUCUAAAGCUGUUAGAGGUAGAAGAAGGUUGUCGAGAAUUCAUAAUUUUCAAACUGAAAAUUUUCCUUUUACUUAUCUGGGUUUGCCUUUAUCAAACAAAAAACUAAGAGUUGAUGAUUAUAGAGUGCUGCUGGAUAAAAUACCUUGGGCAGCUAUGAAUCAGUUGGAAAAGAGGUUUAAGUGGUUCAUUGGAGUGUUGAUAGAUUGGUUCAUUGUGAAUACAAAUGUUAAAAGCAUAAAAUCAAAGGUGCUGGGUGCUUUUUUUGCUGUUACAAUUUGGAAAAUCUAG